Fusarium redolens is the source of this 1329-nucleotide messenger RNA. RefSeq lists its product as uncharacterized. The transcript is spliced from 2 exons. Bases 1 to 1329 code for a protein of 442 amino acids. The record is from RefSeq and is a predicted model, not a curated record. NCBI's taxonomy places the organism in Eukaryota, Fungi, Ascomycota, Sordariomycetes, Hypocreales, Nectriaceae. Gene Ontology annotation, cellular component: membrane.
AUGGCGGAACAAGAUAUCUACGGCGGUAAACUCGCCAAUCAUUCACCGUCCCUCCCAAGAGGCACCUUUACUGGCUCCGGCGCCGAACAAGACAUUUACGGUAAUACACUAGCCGGUCACACGCCCUCUCUUCCCCACGGGGCAUUCACCGGAUCUGGAGCCGAACAAGAUGUCUACGGCAGUAAAUUCGCCGACCACUCCCCGUCUCUACCAAGACCUUCUUUCGCUGGAUCUGGUGCCGAGCAGGAUAUCUACGGCAGCAAGUUUGCCGGGCAUUCUCCACCUCUGCCUCGGGCGAGUUUCGGGUCAUCUGGGGCCGAACAAGAUGUUUAUGGCUCGCAUUUCAAUCGCACCGCGUAUCAAGGUUUUGGAACUAGUGCGCUAGGACUACUGCACUCCGCAGUCUUACCGUCUUUUAGUCUGCAUGCUGGUUUGUCGGCGGUCGCGUACGGGGUUUCGCGGUAUGCGGAUAGAGUUGAGGGGAAGGACUUUCUUUGGGCUUCUGGAAUGACGUUGAAUGCUUGGUGGAGCGCUAUUGGUUCUCGCUAUGUUUACGAUAAUGUUUCGCCUCUUGAUGCUUGGAAUGGUCUUGGAUACUCGCAGAAGCUUCUCCUCGCUGGUGUUACUGCUUGGGGAGUGAGACUUACUUCCCGCGUUGUGUCGCGAAGCUUGAAGCGCGGAAAGGAUGACCCUCGCUAUGACGUUAAGAGAAAGGAUCCCGGUUUCUGGAACAUGGCGCUGUUUACCACAUUUCUGCCCGAGGCUGUCGCGCAGACUAUCAUCUCGCUUCCCUUUACAAUUCCUUUCCGCGCUGUAGCGGAGAGCGCUGUCGCCUCACCUUUCACUUCCAACGGAUCUGUCUUCCACUCACUAGCCAUCUUUUUGUUCACUACCGGAUUCGCUCUUGAGACCUUGGCCGAUGCCCAGCUUGAGUCAUUCAAGAAGGACGACACUGCUCAGGGAAUCAACCGCGAGGGCGUCUGGAGCAUUGUUCGACACCCCAACUAUCUUGGCGACGCCCUAAUCCACGCCUCAUUCCCCAUUCUUCUUCUCGGCGCCGGUAUCCUCCAUCCCAUUACUGCUCUCGGCCCAAUCGCCAACUACGUCUUCCUGCGCUACCUUGGUGGUGACAAGGAGAACGAGGAGAGUCAAGCAGAGCGAUACUCAAAGCACGACGCUGUAAAGGCGCAGGAGUUUGAGGAGUACCGACAGCAGAAGAACAGCUUCUGGCCCAAGUUGGAGGAGUUUAAGAAUACCUGGACGCUUGGAGUGUUGGGUGUUGGUGUGGCUGGCGUCGUCCUCGAGAGAGGACUUCGAACUAUGGUUUGA